CCGUUUAAAAGCCACGAGCACCACCACCACCACCACCACACCACCAGUCCACCACCCACGCAAACGCCAAAGCCGCACGCACACUCACACGCACGUCCAGACUCCAGAGCGAGGCACGGGAGCGCGCUCAUGCACAUCCUCCGCCUGCUCGCGGCGCGGCGUUUCCGCCGCCGCGCCGUGUCCACGAUCAGAGCGAGCGCGACGGCGCCGGCCACCCCGUGCCCGUGCGGCUACGGCGAGGACGAGGGCCCGUUCUUCGACCUCGACCUGUCGUGCUGCUCCGCCUCCGCGCCCGCGUCCAGCGCCGAGUCCAGCUCCGAGUCCGAGGACUCCUCCUGCGCCGGCGAGGUCGACUUCGUCAUCCUGCUGCAGCGGAGCUGCUCCGCGUCGCCGUCCUACGACGAGCGCCUCUCCUUCAGCCGCUGCGGGUGGGGGGGAGCGCCCCCGCCGGCCAAGUUCUGCGCGUCUGAGCCCAGCGGCGACGCCGCGCGGUUCAGCACCAGCGGGCGCGGGAAGCUGCGCACGCUGAGCUUCGGAUCCGCCAAGGUCGCCUUCUACGGCGGCCGCGCCAGCUUCUCCCGGAGCUCCAACAGCACGCGCUCGGCGAGGCUCUUCCCCGCGUAUGCGCACGGCUCGCCGGACCAAGACCAGGAGGAAGCCAGGAGGGCGCCCUCGGCCGACGCGAUCAGGCGGUGCCUGAGCAAGAUCUCGAGGCGGUUGAGGAGGGUGGCGCCUGGCGCUGCUGCUGCCGUGGACGUCCGGCUGCGGAAGAGCCGCUCGGUGUCCGCGGCGCAGUCGUCGUCGCCAGAUCGCCGGGACGACUCGCUCCUGGAGCAGCAGGACGGCAUCGCGGGCGCCAUCGCGCACUGCAAGGAGUCGAUCCACCGUGCGUCCAUGUCGGAGCGCGACUCGUCGCUGCUGCGGUCCCGGAGUGACCCAGGAACAUAACUUGCACUCUCAAAGCUAUUUUUCCCAGUGGGUUCGCAUGCUUUCCCACCCACCAUUUCGCUUCGGAAUCGUGGAGGAAGUUUCGCGCUGAAUUUCGCAAAGGAGGCAAUGAAAAACGAAGUAGUACAAAAAAAUUGUUAAAGCUUGAAGAGCAUGCGGUGGUUUAGGAAGGGAAGCUAGCUAGCGAGAUCUUCUUUUGUGUGUGAGUGAGUUCUUUUGUAAGUAGUUUAGGCGUGGGGAAAGGCCGAAAGAGCUCCUUUUAGGCUCUUUUCGCCACCUCCCACAUGUACAAGCGUCGUGCAGUCGUGCCAGUUUAAUCCUACUUUCGUUCGUUCUUUUUUUUUCCUUAUUCAUCUUUUCGCAUUGUACAAGAGACUUGUAAGCUGUAACACGACCUUUCGUGUGUGUA
This is a messenger RNA of Triticum urartu, 1357 nucleotides long. RefSeq lists its product as uncharacterized. The record is from RefSeq and is a predicted model, not a curated record. Gene Ontology annotation, cellular component: plasma membrane. Lineage: Eukaryota; Viridiplantae; Streptophyta; Magnoliopsida; Poales; Poaceae.